AUGGAGGAAGCAAAGCUCCUCUCAGACGCCCUCGCCAACGUCAAGGUACAGACCGUCCAGCUCAAACGAUGUCUCGACCAGGACGAGAUCAUGGAGGCCCUCAAGGCCGCCUCGUCCAUGCUCUCUGAACUGCGCACAUCGUCGCUCUCGCCCAAGCAGUACUAUGAGCUGUACAUGUCGGUAUUCGACAGCCUGAGAUAUCUGAGCAACUAUCUGUAUGAUGCGCAUACAGAGGGGAAGCAGCAUCUGGCCGACUUGUAUGAGCUCGUACAGUAUGCGGGCAAUAUUGUGCCAAGACUGUAUCUGAUGAUCACCGUUGGAUCGGUGUACAUGUCCAUCCCAGAUGCCCCUGUCAAGGAGAUCAUGAAGGAUAUGCUUGAGAUGUCGAGAGGUGUGCAGCACCCCACUCGAGGCUUGUUCCUCCGACAUUACCUUUCGGGCCAGACCCGAGACUUCUUGCCAGUGGGCACCAGCGACGGACCCGGAGGCAACCUCCAAGAUUCCAUCGGCUUUGUCCUCACCAACUUUAUCGAAAUGAACAAGCUCUGGGUGCGCCUUCAGCACCAAGGCCAUACGCGUGAGCGUGAAAGGCGCGAAUUGGAGCGCAAAGAUCUUCGAAUUCUCGUCGGCACCAACCUUGUCCGUCUCUCCCAGCUGGAGGGCGUUGACCUCGACAUGUACAGCAAGAUGAUCCUCCCAGCGGUGCUGGAGCAGGUGGUCAACUGUCGGGACGUCAUUGCCCAAGAGUAUCUGAUGGAAGUCGUCAUCCAGGUGUUUACGGAUGAUUUCCACCUCCACACUUUGACGCCUUUCCUCGGCGCUUGUGCUCAACUCCAUUUCCGUGUCAACAUCAAGCAAAUCGUCAUUGCGUUGAUCGACAGGCUCGCUGCUUAUGCGGCUAGAGAAGCUGAAGAUGAAGAUCCCGAGGAGAAACGGAAGGGCGAAGAAGAAGCGGCCAAGAGGCUAGCAGAAAAGGUCAAGGGGGCGCGAGGAAAGGGAAAGAAGGUUGAAGAUGGCGAAAGGGGUGUUGCACCGGUGGCCAAGCCCGUCGAGGCGGAUGAGUGGGCUGGAGAGGCCGAUGGCAAACCUUCCACAUCACCUAAAGAAGAAGCCAACGGGGAGUCGUCAAAGCCCGUGGAAGAAAAGAAGGAGGGCGAGGAGGAGGCAGUGGCAGAGAAGAAGACCGAGGAGCACACAAAGAAGUUUAGGGGUAUCCCGGAGGACGUCAAGCUGUUUGAGGUGUUCUGGACUCAGGUCGUUGAACUUAUCAAAGCUCGACCAGACCUGUCCAUCAUGGACAUUACGGCGCUUUGCGUGUCUUUGACAAACUUGUCUUUGAGCUGCUAUCCCGACCGCCUCGAAUAUGUUGACCAGAUUCUUGCCUUUGCCCAUGGCAAGGUCCUCGAGUAUGCCCAGAACCCCGACCUUCUCCACCCCCAGACAGUCGCAAACCUUCUUGCGCUUCUCCUCGCCCCAAUCUCAUUGUACCUCUCCAUCCUCACUCUUCUUGCUAUACCAGCAUACACGCCCCUACUCUCAGCCCAACCUUACCCCACCCGUCUCGCCAUAUCGCAAGCGGUUGUCUCUUCCAUCUUGAAGAACAACACCCUUAUCGAGACCUCUGACGAUGUCAGUGGAGUCCUCGGGCUUUGUGCAGUUUCGGUCAAAGACCAAAAAGACAACACAAUUGGCGGUGGCGCUCCUCAAAGACGCGGACAACAGGUCGAUUGGAGAGAAAUGGCCGAAGAGCAAGGCUGGGUCGCCCGCAUGAUCCAUCUCUUCAAAGCCGACAGCUUGGCCGCCCAAUUCGAGCUCCUACAGACUGCCCGGACGCACUUUAGCGAGGGCGGCGGGAGGAUUCGCUUCACGUUCCCUCCGUUGAUCGCUUCAGGUAUUCAACUCGCGCGACGAUUCAAGGCUCGAGAGCAGGAAGAGGAAGAUUGGGAAACACGGGUGUCGUCAUUGUUCAAAUUUAUUCACCAGCUCAUCUCCAUCUUGUAUCACAAGGUUGAAGCUCCCGAAACGUGUCUUCGGCUGUUCUUGCUCGCUGCCCAGGUUGCCGAUGACUGUCGCCUGGAAGAACUCACAUACGAGUUCUUUGUGCAAGCUUUCGUAAUCUACGAAGAGUCGAUAUCCGAAUCCCGGGCUCAGCUCCAAGCUAUCACAGGUAUCAUCUCGGCACUUCAAACGAGUAGGGUGUUUGGUGUGGACAACUACGAUACGUUGAUCACCAAGGCGGCGCUGCAUGGGAGCAAGCUCUUGAAAAAGAGUCACCAGGCUACCACUGUCUUGUAUGCUAGUCAUAUGUGGUGGCAAGGAGAUGUGCCGGGACGAGAGAAGGAUGAUCAGACACCAUUCCGGGACGGCAAACGCGUUCUUGAGUGUCUACAAAAAUCUCUCCGUAUCGCCUCAUCGUGUAUCGACGAGAUCACGUCUGUCCAGCUCUACGUCGACGCUCUCGACCGAUACAUCUACUACUUUGAGCAAGGCGUGGAAGCUGUGACUCCCAAGUAUAUCAAUUCCCUGGUGGAACUGAUCACUUCCAACAUUGACUCGGUGCAUGCUGGGGAUGUGCACCCGAGCUCAGCGGGCGGGGGUCUGGUGGAAGGUGUCAGCGGAGGGGAUAUGAUUGUCAGGCACUUCCGCAAUACACUCAUCCACAUCCAAGGUCGCCAGCGCCAAGCUCAGAAGCAGGCUGAAUCCGACACUGAUGAGGCGGAAGGUGAAAAUGAGAAGAAGGUCGACUGGGAGAGCGUGGAUAUCGUCGGCGGCUCCUUGAAGAUGGGUCUUGAGCAUUGA
Molecule: messenger RNA, 2799 nt
Organism: Cryptococcus wingfieldii CBS 7118
Lineage: Eukaryota; Fungi; Basidiomycota; Tremellomycetes; Tremellales; Cryptococcaceae
Product: vacuolar protein sorting-associated protein VPS35
Exons: 7
Coding region: 1-2799 (932 amino acids)
Biological process (GO): intracellular protein transport; retrograde transport, endosome to Golgi
Cellular component (GO): retromer complex; retromer, cargo-selective complex; late endosome
Source: RefSeq, a predicted model, not a curated record